Molecule: messenger RNA, 1017 nt
Organism: Molossus molossus (Pallas's mastiff bat)
Lineage: Eukaryota; Metazoa; Chordata; Mammalia; Chiroptera; Molossidae
Product: olfactory receptor 2S2
Exons: 1
Coding region: 43-1002 (319 amino acids)
Biological process (GO): G protein-coupled receptor signaling pathway
Cellular component (GO): membrane
Molecular function (GO): olfactory receptor activity; G protein-coupled receptor activity
Source: RefSeq, a predicted model, not a curated record
AUGUACUGCUUUGUACUUUGCUGAUGACAGAGGGGCUAUUACAUGGAAAAGUCCAAUCAGACCUCCCCCAUGGUGGAGUUUAUUCUCCUGGGCCUCUCAGCCCACCCAAAGCUAAAGAAUACAUUUUUUGUGCUCAUCCUGCUGAUGUACCUGGUGAUCCUGCUAGGCAAUGGGGUCCUCAUCCUGGUGACCAUCCUUGACUCCCGCCUGAACACACCCAUGUACUUCUUCCUGGGGAACCUCUCCUUCCUGGACAUCUGCUACACAACAUCCUCCGUCCCUUUGGUCCUGAAUGGCUUCCUGACCCGCCAGAUGACCAUCUCUUUCUCAGCCUGUGCUAUGCAGAUGUUCCUCUCCUUUGCCAUGGCAGGAACAGAGUGUGUGCUCCUGAGCAUGAUGGCGUUAGAUCGCUAUGUGGCCAUCUGUAAGCCCCUGAGGUACCCCAUAGUCAUGAGUAAGGCUGCCUAUGUGCCCAUGGCUGCUGGCUCCUGGACUAUUGGUGGUGCUGCUUCCGUGGUACACACAACCUUGACAAUUCAGCUGCCCUUCUGUGGGAACAACAUCAUCAACCACUUCACCUGUGAGAUCCUGGCUGUCCUGAAGUUGGCCUGUGCUGACAUCUCCAUCAAUGUGAUCAGCAUGGAGGUUACAAAUGUGAUCUUCUUGGGGGUCCCAGUUCUGUUCAUCUCUUUCUCCUAUGUGUUCAUCAUUGCCACCAUCCUCAGGAUCCCCUCAGCUGAGGGGAAGAAAAAGGCCUUCUCCACCUGCUCUGCCCACCUCACUGUGGUGGUCAUCUUCUAUGGGACCUUAUUUUUCAUGUAUGGGAAGCCAAAGUCUAAGGACUCCCUGGGAACAGAUGAACAGGACCUUUCAGACAAGCUCAUCCCCCUCUUCUAUGGGGUGGUGACCCCCAUGCUCAACCCCAUCAUCUACAGCCUGAGGAACAAGGAUGUGAAGGCUGCUGUGUGGAACCUUGUGGCUCAGAAGAAGGCCAGCCAGUGAUGUAGGGGGUCCUCU